Messenger RNA from Porites evermanni, 10209 nucleotides. The record is from the annotation of a GenBank genome assembly. Lineage: Eukaryota; Metazoa; Cnidaria; Anthozoa; Scleractinia; Poritidae.
AUGGCGGAAGCACCACACCAUCCACGGUUACCUUCAGGUUAUGACGAGGAAUUUGUUAGUGAAGUUGAUGACGACCUUCAAUGUGUAAUCUGUCAGUUGCCGCUCAAAGAACCUGUCCUUACGAGAUGUGGACACAGGUUUUGUAAAGGAUGUCUCGAAGAACAUUUGAAAAGGUGCGUCUCCCAUGAUAAGUAACUGAAGUAUGCAUAUUUUACAACCUUGUGAUGUUUAUUAUGACUGGGGUCCAAAGCAUGUGGAACCGCCACCUUGUUCUAGAAAGAACUGCUAAACUGCAAACUUCUGUGAAAGCUCUCGUCUCUCGGUCAGACAAAAGUUAACACAUCCAUAUUGCGUGGUGCUUCCGCAUGGAAGGAAACCACCUUCCUGUAACUUUAGUAGGUUGAAUUGAAACCCGAACAUCACUAGUAAUUUAGCAAAAAAACUCGGGUAAAAAACCGUCCAUUUUAAUGGUAAUCGCAAAUUGUGAUCAUUUACAUAUUUUAUUACCGCUCACAUUGGUCCUAACUCAAUAACUGUUUGCUGUGUUGCAUACGUUCUUAAAAACGGUGCAAUGCUAAUCAGGCGAAAUAGGUUUUAGCGAUCGCUACCAAUUGCUUUUUGGCCUCUAUUGCUGACCAAGACCAUCGCGAGGUACAGGAGUACUUGAUAAAUUGCCGUUAAAUUGAGCCGGACAGUUUGAGAGUUACCGAAACUUAGCGACACCAAAGCUUGGUUUUCAGAAGGUCUGGAUUUCAAUAAAAAUGUAACGCUUGUAAAAGUCUAGCAAGAUUGCCAUUACUAUUACUAUUAUUAUUCAGGCCAUCUGCAUGACUAUACAUAGGGCGACGGACUCAAAUCUCAAAGCAUCCGCAAGCCGGCUUCUAUCCUAAAAUGGAAGUCACGCGCAUCAUCGAAUUAUGAAUAUUUCGUGAAUUAUCGAAUAUAUUUCUUGAAUCAUCGAAUGAAUUUUACUCGAAUACUCGAAAUUAUCGAAUGAAUUUUGUUCGAAUCAUCGAAUGAAUAUUGCUUGAAUUGUCUCAUAAAUGUAGGAGAAAAUCGAAUGCAUCAUGAAGUUGAAUUUAUCGAAUUUUGCUACAAGUUUACAGUCAAGCCAGGUCAAGCGUACCCCCUAAGGUCCCAUUAAUGAAUUUAUUAUUCGAAGGUUGAAUCCGUUGGUAGUUGUGGAUUUCAGAUUGCCUAGUCCCUAGACCUCAUUUUUCCUCGCGGCCAAAGCGUUUCGGGUCACGUGGUCCAUCCGAAAAUGUGAGACCUAGACAAAAAUCCUCAAAAGUGAGACAAAAGGGAGACAAACCCACGAGCGGCAACCUCCGAUAGCUCAGUUUGAAUGAUGAGAUUGAAGGAGCAGUAUAAAUCUUCAUAGGACUAUGAAUAACAUUCUGAUGACUUUUCAAAGCCGGUCAGCAAAGUCGAUCCUACAAAUAUCUACAAGAAUGGUUAAUAACCAGAUCUCCUGCUGCCUGCUUGCUUGCUGCUCACAACAUUAACGUCAUCUUUGAAUUUCAAAAAGUAACGCACGCAUGCGCAUUCUGUUUUUGUCUAGGCGUUUCCCGCCCGUUCGCCUCGGAUACGUCACCGAAACGAAUUGACCGAGAGGGACUGGGAAAACGCCGGACAGGGACUAGGCAAGAUUUCAGAUUCGUCUAUGCAUUCUUACAUGCGUAAUGAGCCGUGAAUUUUUCACGCGAUUCAGUCACGAAAUUUCUACCAGGUCAGUUUCCCUGCAUUUGAUGAAAAUGUCUUCUACGAAAUUUCAUCCAUUCAAAGAUUUUCAAUCUGACCAGAUACAGAGAAGUUCUCGUAAAAUAUUCACUGCUCAUUACGCGUGCAGGAAUGCCGGAACGACUAACUCAUUCAUAUUCAUUAAUAGAAUCUUGCGGGGUACGCUUGACCUGCCUUCAGACAGUAACGAAUGUGUUGAACAAAAUCAAAUAUAUUUGAGUUUUAUAGUCAAUAUGUGGAAAUUAUCAAAAGCAUAUACAUAACAUUGAAUAUUGACACAUUUCGGCAUCCAUACCGGAGGGGUACUCAACAAAGUUUUCUCCGGGGGGGGCUCCCCCCAGGUCCAACCUCUUACUCUUUUAUAUACCACUCUUGACGAAAAAGGUACCCCUCCAUAUAUCUUCUAUUGACAAAUGGUACCCCUUUUAAAUACCUAGUUUAGAAUUUUGCACCUCUUUUAACUGAUGUAAAUAGAUUUUUAGCUGACUAGUUUUUGAAGAGUUUCUUUUGUCAGAUGAGACGCACUUCACUAGCCAUAGUCAGACAAUGCAAAUGUGGAAGCAUGGAUUGUCCGCCGGGACAAAAAAAAACUGGCCGGUAAAGAAUGAGGUGGCCGUUAGUGGAGGCUCGACUGUAUAAAAGCACGCAUUUUCGCUAAUUUACCAGCCCCGCCCUAAAAAUAAGGAGAGAGGCCCGUCUGUGAAUAUCAGUAGUGUCUAUGAAUCAAAUUUUCAGAGAAUUGAAACAGAGCCUGGAAACUAAUAAAUUGACUGGGUUUAUCUAUUCUAAAUAGUUUUUUAAAUUCAUUUCUGUAUUUUUUUAACCGAUAACUUCAUUACGCAGACAAGAAAUUCAAGCCCAUCCUUACACUUGCCCUUCUGAUAGGGAGGUCCUGAAUCGAGAACAGGUAAAUAUUUUUCCUUAAAUACAUUGUUAUGUUGAUAAAAUGCUUUCAUUCCUCGCUUGCUUUUAGUCGGUUUAAAGAGAUAGUGACUGAAAAUCGUACCGUGGUGAUCGUGCUACCGGUACCUCUCGACAAAGAUUUCUAAAGCCUGGCAACCUCCGCUUUGGAAUAUUUCGCUGGACCCUCCCACAAGUUGUUUGGAAGAGGUCAAUUUUAAGAAUAUGAUAUAUAAAAUACUUUUCAAGCAAUAGAAUGUAAAAUCUGGUAGGGGUUAGGAGCUAAACGAUCUUCAGCUUCAAUUUGCUUUCUUCCAAGAGCAAUGGACCGUCAUAAAAACCAUUGAAAUAAAAUUUGAUUUGUUAACCAAGAACUCACGCCUAAGGUACAGCUAUACGCGCUGCCCCUAUUAGUUUCAACUUAAUUUCCAUAUGUUGAAGCUCCCAAAGUGGAAGUUAAAUCAUAACACAAUUGAACAAAAAAUAAUAUAUAGCCAUUAUGAGUUCUUAGUUUUUCUUUUGUUUUUGCACAAGGACAUAUUUCCAGACAAACCAACUGAGAGAAAAAUUCUUUCUUAUGCAAUCAAAUGCCCCAGCGAAGGUUGUCAUUGGAAAGGUGAACUGAGGAACAAGGAGGUAAUAUUGCAUUUACUGAAGCUGACCUGUAAUAUUUAGUCCUUGAACAGGGUCGGAUAUCAAUAGUCAGCCCAAGUUGAAAUAUUUCCUGACUGUUUUUUCCCAACAAAAGUCAAUUGCUAAAUCACAAUUUUGACUUUGGGUCUAUUUUUUUUGUUUCUUUUCCUUGGAUAGCUUCGUGAAUCCUACACCGUAAUUUCAGCUAUGCUACAUAUUAACAAUUGACCCUGCUAAAAGAUUGGAUGCAAAUAAAUUUUCAGGCGUUGUUAUAAACAUAUUAGCCGAUAAUUAUUUUUCAUAUUUUUACUAUUAAAUCAUAUAUUUAAGAAAUAUUCGUAAGAAAAUCGUAAAGUUUAGCUAUUAAAUUUCACAUUAGUUUCCCCAAAUAAGUGGAACCUAUGAACUUCCGCUUAGCAGUUUGAUACUUUGACCAAGUAGUUUAUCCUUUUUCUAUUAUUUUUCUUACUGUUUAUGACAGACGCACCUAGAAACGUGCCGCUUCGAAAUCGUUACUUGUGUCAACGAAAACUGCCGUGAGACUAUGAAGAAAAAAGACCUCAACAAACACGUGACAAACACGUGUGAGUGGAGGAUCAGAGAAUGUGAAUACUGUAAAGAACAACACCCAAAAUGUCACUUGGAGGUAAAAGUUAUUUAAAGUAACACAGUUCUUGCAUUCACGCAGGUUACAUUUAUUUUUCUAGAAAGUACGAACCACGUACGAAUGUGGUAACUUCAGUGCCUGUUGUUGUGUAUUACUGGUUGUUUACCAUUUACACGGGCAAACCGGUCGGUCCACGGUCUGGGUAAACGGUACGCAAAAUUCAGGACUGGUAAAUUUCGUCCCCGAAUCGCGUUUACCAUUUGUACAAAUCAGUUCCAUUUACCGAGAAACGACCGCGAGAGCCUGAACCCGGUAUCAAUGGCUUUGAAGAAAUGGAACACGAAUUGCAGUUUGGAAUAAUCCGUCCGGAAAAAACAGGACUUUAUUUUUUCCAAGCUUGUGAGCGGGCGGAAUCCUCCAAAUCCGGCAAUCUGAUUGGUCCGAGAGAGUGCGGUAUUUUACGAUCUUGCCCGUUAACCCGGGCGGAAUCGUUGGCAGCUUCAUUCACAAGUUUUUUUGUUGUUUGUGAAUGAGCAAAAUCCGUCAUUUUCAAACCAUUUUUCUUUUAAAACUUGUGCUAUUAUUAGCAUUAGCUAGGGAAAAGUGAAUUUCAUUAUUCAGACAAAAAAUCUCAAGGGAGAAGCAAGCAAGUCAGCCAGGAAAACCGUUAAAGUAAAGCAGGUGGCUCAUGAUGUCACUUCACUAGCUUUAUAACCCCGCUGUAAGUACUGCCAUCUUGCUUUUAUGCACCGUUUAUCGGACAUUUGCUCUGUUUGUACUUUUGUUUCCGAUUUUUGCUGUAUGAAUCUAGAUUCUUCCGUUUUUCAUUGGAUUUUGCCUUGCUAGUUUUCUGCUUAUCAGAAAAGGUUGUUGUCUAUGAUUGCAUUUAGCUUUCAAUGUUAAAUAAAUAACACGAAUCACUUUUCCAGCAGUCGGUUAUCGCCGUUUUCAUUUCUUUGUUACUCACGUCGCUUUCUUUUGUUCGAAUUCAAUUCAAAACCUUAAAAUUGGUAUGUGUAAUUAGCUCUUUUUACAAAGCUUUUGUGCAGUUUUCAUCCCGCUCGAUUGAACUAAUCUUCAGGCAAUUUUUAAUUAUCAAGCCGAAGAAAAUCCUUGCUGUAUUUUUUUCUUGGGGCUUUUAAAGUCAAGCUCGUCAAUUCUUUUAUCCUUGUUUGACAUUCAGAUUAUGAAUUGUCUAGCAAGCUAAGACGCAAAAACCUUUCUUUAUUCUAAAAGAGAGCAGUAAGAGACAUAAUAAAAAUUACCGAGGUGAAAAUCAUGUAAUGUUUUAAUAAGAUGGUGGGUAUAUAUAAAUUUUCCUUUCUUUCUUUCAAAUGUACAAGCUGACAAGCUUUACGACCUUUAAAACGCAGUACACCAACAUAAAGUGGCUUUCAUAGAUUGGCGUCAUAGAAGUUUUCCCAUUUUCAAGCACCAAACAUUGCACUGUAAUUUUCAGGGAGUUAUAAUAACUCCUCUAGUGGGGCUAAUUUAACUCCUUACAGUGGAGUUAUUUUUCGUGGAGUUAUUUUAACUCCAAAAAGGAGUUUAAAGAACUCUUUUUCAGGAGUAAAAGUGACCCAGAUAUUGAGGAGUUAAAAUAACCCCAAAAAAGGAGUUAUCCUGUACCUAAAAUUUUUACUCCACUUUCAGAGUUAAAUUAACUCCAAAAAGAGUGAUUCGGAGUAAUUUUAACUCCAGACUGGGAGUAAAAAGAACUCUUUUUCAGGAGUAAAAAUGACCCCAAAUUCGGAGUUAAAUUAGGAGUUAAAAUAACCCCAAAAAAGGGGUUAUCCUGUACCUAAAAUUUUUACUCCAUUUUUGGAGUUAUAAUAACUCCCUAAAAAUUACGGUGUGGUUGAGUAUCGAACAUUAGAAAAUGAAAAUUUCUCUCGGCUGACCAUGGAGAAGUAAAUGAUAGUCUUCCUUUGAUCGAAAAGGUAAAUUAUUUGUCUUUUUGUAGGAUCACCUGGAAACGUGCAACAAAUUUCCACUUACUUGCCCUAACAGCUGUGGAGAUUUAAUUCCUAGAGAAAUGGUAAAUGCAUUACAUAAUAGUUGGAAUGACUUUCUUAAUUUGUUAGUAUUGUCACAGGCUAUCGCUCAUUAGUUUCUGCCUUCGCGAUAAGUGAUUGUUUCAAAACGUUUGAAUUGAUGUGAGAAAGGGCUAGCACCUAGUUACUUGAGUGAUCGCUUUGUGACAAGAUCCGACUUCAUGAUCGCAAAACAAGAAAUAAGGACUAUCUUAAUAUUCCAGGUUAUCAAUCGGCCACUGGUCAACGAACUUUUCUAUACAGAUCAAGCAAUUAAACUGUGGAACUCAUUGCCACGAGCGAUCACUGCUGCAGAUAGCCUGCGUACUUUCAAAAAGAAACUUAUAGAGAAUUCCUUUUUGAAUCAUUUCUUGUCAGCUAGGAGAGUUACCUAUUGAUGUUUUUAUCUAUUAUUAUAAUUUUAACGUUUAGAUGUUUCAAACUUAGCUUUAUUUGAAUUAUUUAUAUGCUUAUAUACGUUGGGUCUUAAAAACCCUGAUUGGGAGAUUCAAUAAAGUUUUACCUUUACCUUACCAUCCUCCUAUUGAACAGCAAAAAAACUUUCUAAUAUUGCAAACAUGAAGUAAUAUAUUGAACUGCGGAUGUUACCGUCAUCCCAUAGUGUUUUCAUCAACCGAAUUGGAUGGGAAAAAACGAAUAAAGGGUCAAUGCAGGUUCGGCCUUAGUCUCCCACGCGGCCGUUCUUGACAACGUCACGCAACGCUCCUUCCCAUCCCUACGUAAAGACCAGAUGCAUAAGAGACUAUCUAAACCGCGCUUUGAAACACCUUUCUUCAGUUUAUGAUUUUCUGCUGAGUCAAUAAAAAGCAUGAUUUUUAAGGAUAUGCACUGGGUCUUGCAAUUGAGUCGAUCCGUUCGCUACUUUAAUUUUAUCAUUUUCUUUCAGGUUUCAAACCACAUUGAUAACGACUGUCCUUUGUCUGUAGUCUCCUGCCCUUAUGUUGAAAUUGGAUGCAUUGAAAAGGUUUGUUCUUUGUGAUAAAAUUCUGAACUUAGCGGAUUGAAUGCAAUAUUCAUUGGACGACGUCAUUGGUCUAGUAAACUUUUCAACGUUCCUACCAUUGUCUGUAUUAUUAGAUGACACACCUCAGUUCUCACUAUUCCACCCGGCACUUAGGGCUUGUUUAUAUGAGUUGAGCCAGUCCGGUUAGCUCAUGCCUUAUUCCCGCUAAAAAUGAAUUUUGUUUAUAUGAGAGAGUGGGCUGGCCCGCUUGCGGAGAUCUUAGCUCGUAAAAGCAGGCCUGCCGACCUCCUCAUAUAAACCCAGGGUUCGUACAGGUCAUGGAAAACCUGGAAAGUCCUGGAAUUUCAGCAUUUCAUUUUCCAGGCCUGGAAAGUCAUGGAAUUUAACAGUCGGUCCUUGAAAGUCAUGGAAUAUUAAAGUUUUGCCAUAGCUUAGUUACUGCCGAUGACAAGGCAAGGACAAAGUAAGGUGGAGAGAAGUGACUGAACAGCGCGAACGGUACGCAUUUUGGUUGACACCGGAAUGUUUGUGUCUGUUGAACUGUGUAAGGUCCAAAAAUACCCUCAAACAAGGGAAGUCCUUAAAAUUUUUGAAAGUGACAGCUAAACCUAAGGUCUUGAAAAACGUAAAAAGGUCAUGGAAAAAGUCAUAGAAAGUCAUGGAAUUUGAAGAGCUCAAAAGAGUACAAACCAUGAAAACUUAACCUCCCGAGGGGUACUCCCCCUAGGAGGCUCGGCCCGAAAGAGGUAUACCAAAUCAGGCUUAAGAUAUAUGAAAAGGUAGGGAAAUAUGUGAUUUUGGUCUGUAAAAUAUAAUGACGUUAAGGGCUUCGGAAGGAUUCCAUGGCAAUGAAAAAGUCGAGAACGUUUUCUAGUUUUGCGAUUCAUUCAUAUGUAAAAGAAAGUACAUUUACAGCAAUUAAAAGGGAUGCAAAGUUCUAAACUAGGAAUGUGAAACGGGUGCCAUUUGUCAGUGAAAGGUAUACGAGCCGCAGCGCAAGAUUUUAACGGUGUACGCACGCGGGAAAGAAAAGUUGUAGCACUCAAGGCGGCCAAACCUGGGGGGUCUGGGGGCAUUUUCCCCCAGAAAAUUCUUAAAUUUAGGGUCUCGGAAACACCAUUUCCAGCAUUUUCCGCAGGACAUUUUCAGCAAGUUUAUACGCAGGAAAACGCCAGUAGUUAGUUGUUUAUUUUACUCAUCUUUAGUGUUGUCAGUGAGGUACAGUUUUUACGGAAAAAAAGGCAAGUGAUGCAGUCAGAAUUAUAGAAUGAUAGAACUCAAGGUUAAAGGAAAUACUAACACAUAGCAAUAUAGUGUGAAAAAAUUAUCAGUCAUCCCGAUUUAAUGAUAAAAAAUGCUUUUUAAGAAAAUAGAAAAUAUAUUUUUUACAUAUUUCAGCCGGUACAUGUACGCACUCAGGCGUAUGUGCGUAUAUGGACGCUCAAUUACCAGCCGCUGUUCGAUUCACGGGAUUUUUAUUCUAGACGAAACAGGAUUUUUCCGCUUUUUAAAAGUUUUCCACAUCCGCCCACUUCUGAUCGACGGGCAAAUGUUCUAUACAGUAUUUACGUUUCCCUAAAAAAACAAAAAACGGGAUAUUUUUUUUCUGAAUCGAUUGACUGCAAACAAAAGGGACUCAAUUCGAGCUGUGUACUUUAUUUUUUAUUUCAGUUAAUUUUUGUUUUUCCUUAGUUUCAUAUCAAGAGAGGAUGAUUAUCUCUUGUUCAUAUUUCUUAGCACUCAUUACCAUAACCAAAAACUAAGGAAAAAGCAAAAAUUAACUACUCCAAUUAACUACAUCAUACACAUCCAGAAACCUUAAAAGGGGCUGACUUCCGGCACAGGCAACUCAGGAUGGCUACGUACACAGCCUAGUAAAUUAGCUUGCCGGAAAGCCCGUGUGACUUCUCUUCGCAGCAAUGAAAGUUACCAGGGGCGUAGCCAGCCCAUAGACCUGUAGGCCUUGGCCUACAAAGUUUUGGUUUUAUACAGUCUACCGCUUGUAAUAAAUUAUGCGUUGUUGGGGUGAGCUAAAGUGUUGAUGAGGUCUGUGCGUACUAGUCCUGCGUGCAAUUUUCAGGAUAUGUGGAAAUGAAAGUCAGCCAGGCCUACAACUGGUCGGAAAGCUGGCUACGCCCCUGGUAACCAAACAAUAGAUAGCAUUUGAGUCACAUGUACCCCAUAAAACCCCAUGCAAAUUAACCGAUUAGGUAGACUAAGAGUUGACUUUAAUUUGACACAAGCCUAGGACUGUUCAGCUAAUUGAGUAUUCUUGAACAAAUCUCUACUGAUUAGUCUCAUUUCAUAAGUGCCAUAGAAUAUUGCCGUCUUGGACCUUAAUGAGUUAAUUGUAAUUUUGCUCGCUAUUAUCAAGACCCUUAAAAAGCGGACCCGAAUAUUCUAUUUAGUAUUUAGUCUGCAGAAUUUUUUGAUACGAAUAAAAGUUUUGUUUUGUUCUGCAGUCUCUACGCAAAGACGUGGAGUCGCAUCUUCAAUCAGCCACGCGAGAGCAUCUUGACUUUGCUUGUGUUAAUGUUAACAGCACACAGGUUCAGUUGGAUGAACAACGAGUUCAGUUACAUGAACAACGAGUUCAGUUGGAUGAACAAGAAGGUCAGUUGGAUGAACAACGAGUUCAGUUGCAUGAACAACGAGUUCAGUUGGAUGAUCAAGAAGGUCAGUUGGAUGAACAGCAAGUUCAGUUGGAUGAACAACGAGUUCAGUUGGAUAAACAACGAGUUCGGUUGGAUAAACAACGAGUUCAACUGGAUAAACAACAAGUUCAGUUGGAUGAACAAGAAGGUCAGUUGGAUGAACAACGAGUUCAGUUGGAUGACCAACGAGUUCAGUUGGAUGAACAACGAGUUCAGUUGGAUAAACAACGAGUUCAAUUGGAUAAACAACAAGUUCAGUUGGAUGAACAAGAAGGUCAGUUGGAUGAGCAACGAGUUCAGUUGGAUGAUCAACGAGUUCAGUUGGAUGAACAACGAGUUCAGUUGGAUGACCAACGAGUUCAGUUGGAUGACCAGCGAGUUCAGUUGGAUGACCAACGAGUUCAGCUGGAUGACCAACGAGUUCAGUUGGAUGAACAACGAGUUCAGUUGGAUGAACAACGAGUUCAGUUGGAAGAACAACAAAUUCAGUUUGAUGAGAGACGAGUUCAGUUAGGUGAAACACAAGCUCAGUUAAGAGUAACCCAAAAAACAACAAGAAAACUCGAGGAGAAAUUAGAGGCGCUUCAAAGGCUGAUAGAAAGGAAUGCGAAUACAGAUAGAGUGAUGGUAGAGGGCGGUAACAAACAGUAUAUUUAG